Protopolystoma xenopodis is the source of this 282-nucleotide messenger RNA. The record is from the annotation of a GenBank genome assembly. NCBI's taxonomy places the organism in Eukaryota, Metazoa, Platyhelminthes, Monogenea, Polystomatidea, Polystomatidae.
AUGACCCGCAUUUCCUCUGUGCCAGCCUGCAACCUGAUCAACAAAGAGGUCAAACGGACGAGCUGUGUUGGUGAUGGAAAGCUGAAGUACAUCCACCUCCGCUGGGAGCUGAAAGACGACAAGUGCGUCAGUAGAGAGGAAACCAAGUUAACCAACAUCGGUAGGUCUCUCGAGUUUGUGAGCUCGUUCAGAGUGAUUUUGAUUUGUCCAUUUCGACCAUUCUUCCCCCGAUGGAGUGGCAAUAUCCCCAAUGGGGACAAGCUCGAAUAUGCUAGUUCCUGA